AGCCCUGCCUGGCUUUUCUCAUACAAAACUACAACAGGAAGAACAUUACAAGGUGAGGGAAUUAUACAACAUGACCAAGGACGGGGAGGAGAGGAGACAAACACUUCUGUGUUUAUACCUGCUGUGUAAUCUCUGGAAUUGUUGGGACUCUGGUGCCAGGAAAAUUCUGGAACACAAAACUAGGAUGAUGGGGAGGAGGGGCCCAGUUCUAAUCUUGUCCCUCUGUCGGUUGGUUAAGCAGGUCAUAUCUCAGCACACUGCUGGGUCUCUGAGGUAAUGAAGGGCAAAACCAGACUUGAAGAGAGUUGGGGGUGGUGGUAGUGGUUGAGAAAUGUUAGAAAUGUGAGCUGUCCAGACCUGGGAGGAGGAGAUCUUUAUCAGUGACCCUUUGUACCUAUCCUCAUUCCAGAGGCCGACUUGGAAAAGUAACACAUUCAGUAAGAGAGAGACCCUCCAGCCCCUUGGGAACCGAAACCCUGGUCGAUGGCAAGCCUUGAGCCAGGGGAAGGCAGGCACUAGCGCCCCCUCCAGUCUGAGUGGAGCGCCCGCCGUUGCGGGUGUGUCCGCAGACGAGCCCAGCACCUCCGGACUGGGCACAUCCCGCGGGGCUCGCCCAAGCCGUGCUGCGUUUCCAUUCCUAGCCCUGGGCCCCUCCCUGUCUCUCUUCUUGACAAGCCAGCAGGCGGCAAGGGGAGGCACCGCCCUGAGAUCCCCGGGACGUCACUGACGCGCGGUCGAGCCUCCAGCCCGCCCCCCGGCUCGCCUUCCCUUCUCUCCUUAGCCGGUGACGCCGCCGCGGCCCGGGGCAACCAGCACUCGCACGCACGCACUCCCGCGCGCGCCACCUCGCCACCUCCUCCCGCACCCGGGUCAGAAGAUGGCGGCUCUCAAACUCCUGUCCUCCGGGCUUCGGCUCCGUGCCUCCGCCCGCAGCUCGCGGGGCGCCCUGCACAAGGGGUGUGUCUGCUACUUUUCUGUCAGUACUCGUCACCACACCAAAUUUUACACAGAUCCGGUAGAAGCUGUAAAAGAUAUUCCAAAUGGUGCAACCUUGCUGGUUGGCGGUUUUGGGCUGUGUGGUAUUCCAGAGAAUCUUAUAGGAGCUUUACUGAAGACUGGAGUGAAAGAUCUAACUGCAGUCAGCAACAAUGCAGGGGUUGACAACUUUGGCCUGGGCCUCUUACUUCGAUCCAAGCAGAUAAAACGCAUGGUCUCCUCCUAUGUGGGAGAAAACGCAGAGUUUGAGCGACAGUUCCUCUCCGGUGAAUUAGAAGUAGAGCUGACACCUCAGGGCACACUUGCAGAGAGGAUCCGUGCAGGUGGGGCUGGAGUCCCUGCUUUCUACACCAGCACAGGGUAUGGGACCCUGGUACAAGAAGGAGGAUCACCCAUCAAAUAUAACAAAGAUGGCAGUAUUGCCAUUGCCAGCAAGCCACGAGAGGUGAGGGAGUUUAAUGGUCAGCACUUCAUUUUGGAGGAAGCCAUCACUGGAGAUUUUGCUUUGGUGAAAGCUUGGAAAGCAGACCGGGCAGGAAAUGUGAUUUUCAGGAAAAGUGCAAGAAACUUCAAUUUGCCAAUGUGCAAAGCUGCAGGAACCACAGUGGUGGAGGUUGAAGAAAUUGUAGACAUUGGCUCGUUUGCCCCAGAAGAUAUCCACAUUCCAAAGAUCUAUGUACACCGCCUUAUAAAGGGAGAAAAAUAUGAGAAGAGAAUUGAGCGUUUAUCACUCCGAAAGGAAGAUGAUGGAAAAGCUAAAUCUGGUAAGCCUGGGGAUGUCAGGGAGCGGAUCAUCAAGAGAGCCGCUCUGGAGUUUGAGGAUGGCAUGUAUGCUAACUUGGGUAUAGGGAUACCUCUUCUGGCCAGCAACUUCAUCAGUCCCAACAUGACUGUCCAUCUUCAAAGUGAAAAUGGAGUCUUGGGCUUGGGCCCAUACCCACUAAAGGAAGAAGCUGAUGCUGACCUUAUCAAUGCAGGAAAGGAAACAGUUACUGUUCUCCCAGGAGCCUCUUUCUUCUCCAGCGAUGAAUCAUUCGCCAUGAUUAGAGGGGGACAUGUCAAUCUAACAAUGUUAGGAGCCAUGCAGGUUUCUAAAUAUGGCGACCUGGCCAACUGGAUGAUACCUGGGAAAAUGGUGAAAGGAAUGGGAGGAGCCAUGGAUUUAGUGUCCAGUUCCAAAACCAAAGUGGUGGUCACCAUGGAACACUCUGCAAAGGGAAAUGCACAUAAAAUCAUGGAGAAGUGCACAUUACCACUGACGGGCAAGCAGUGUGUCAACCGCAUCAUUACAGAAAAGGGUGUGUUUGACGUGGACAAGAAAAACGGGUUGACACUGAUCGAGCUCUGGGAAGGCCUGACUGUUGAUGACAUCAAGAAGAGCACGGGCUGUGACUUUGCGGUUUCACCAAACCUCAGGCCAAUGCAGCAGAUUUCAACUUGAAGGGUCGACUGGACAUUUGUCCCAAGCUGCUAAGAUUUCCUUUUCAACACAUAGGAUUUAAAUGAAAGGAUGUCAGUAAUCAACAGUUAUCUAUUUAACAAGAAGUUUUGGCUAAUUUUCUUCUAGUAUUUCUGGAUUUGUGCAGCCAUAGACUUUGUUCUCUCCAGUGUGAUGUAUCAGUCCCAUGAAAAACAAAAGGAAAACAUUUCAUUGUGGUCUUGCUUCAUGAGUGCUAAGAAUGUCGUCUUUAUCAUCGGUGCUCACAGUGGAUAUAUGUACAUCCUUUAUGCUAAAUAUAUAUAUUAAACCUUGACUUAGCAGCCCUGAAGGAAAAUUUUCAUGUGCAUUUGUGAUUAGGUAGAAUACUUUUUUAUGACUAUGUAUCUUUUACCUUCCUCUUUUCUGAGAGAUGCCAGUUAUGCUUGCCUUCUUAGAACAUCAUUCUUCCUUUCAUACUUCUUAUACCUAAACAGAUACUCAAGAAGGCAAACAGGAACAUCCUGUUUGCAGGAAAGCAGUAAGCAGAAGAAACAACAAGGCAUAGGCUCUACCAGUGCUGGCAUCCCACCAGAUGUUGCCUUUAAAAACAACCAACCAUCUACCUAUGUGUGCAAAUAGUUGAGGCUAAAUAUGGGAGAAGGACAAGACACCUACUGACAUACUUACCUAGUUCUCCUAUUUUAAGAUGGUGUGCUAUCCCUUUGUAUUCUGAAGACUCUGUUUCUGUGUUGAGCCCCAGUGUUUACUUAUACAGCUUCUCUUGAGCAAAAAAAGAACCAUGGGCAAUUUAUCAUGAGUCGUGAAUCACAAUGACAGCAGUAUUUAAAAAGAUGAUAUUCUAAGAUAUUUCCCUUUUAAGCUCUUCAUUCUGCUCAGCAAAGAUUGUAAACACUGACUGACCUUUUCUAUACUACAAUGGAGUUCUGCAUAGGCUAGUUCUCUUAACAAAGUGCUACUACUUUAGCCUUACAUGUGUUGGGGAAAUGAUGGGAAAGGCUGGGAUCUGAGUAGUUGGCAGGCUUUGUGCAUCAGAGUAAACACAGUAGCUUGCAUUUAUCAGGGAUGCUUCCUCAGAAGGAGCUACAAUACAGACAGUUGCCAGUGGGCAUCACUCCAGAAGCAACCUUGGUAUCAGAUGUCUGAAAACCUAGGCACCCUGAAGUUAGACGGGACAGCUGUUGUCUGUACAGUGAAACAUAUCAUCCUUCUGGCACUAAUUAUAGGAAUUUAUGCACGUCUUAGGUGAUGGUUGUCACUGGAACUCACUCCUCAAAUAUAGCCACGGCUGACCUGUACACAAUGUGAAGGGAAGAUAAGCUUUUCCUCCGUAGGACACUCUGUGUAGGUCUGCUUUAAUGGAUGGUGACAUGGUUGAAAGCAUCCUCUGCUCGUGUUGGUAAGAAGAACCCGUCUUAGAAGGUGCAGAGCCCACGAGAGUACACGUCAAUAUUAGAGUACACAUUUAGAAAAUGUUCUUAUUGUCGAUAUCGAUCUGUCUUUAGAUGCACUUGCUUAUCAUUCCAGUCUGUUACUUUAAGACAGGGGGUUCUAAGAACAUUUUAAACUUCAAAGCCUGAAUAGACAACUUAAGAUUCAAAGAAUGCCAUGAUAUUUAAAAAAAAAAAAAAAAUGUGUAAAGUGAUACAAUAAAAAUUGCAGAUUGGCAGAGA
This is a messenger RNA of Arvicanthis niloticus (Nile rat), 4107 nucleotides long. It is a transcript of the gene Oxct1, whose product is annotated as 3-oxoacid CoA-transferase 1. Gene Ontology annotation, cellular component: mitochondrion. Gene Ontology annotation, biological process: ketone body catabolic process. Lineage: Eukaryota; Metazoa; Chordata; Mammalia; Rodentia; Muridae. The record is from RefSeq and is a predicted model, not a curated record. Gene Ontology annotation, molecular function: succinyl-CoA:3-oxo-acid CoA-transferase activity.